CUUAAUCACCACAUAAUAUCAACAAACAAAAGGCCCACCCUGCACCUGUACUUUUUCUCCCCUAAAAACCUGGAAACUCAAAACCCUUAACCCUUCAUAAAACCCUCUUCUUCCUCUUCCCAUACUUGUGUUCAGUUGUUCUUCAAGCUUCUAACCACCCCGUUUGUUUUUUUCUUCUCAAACGCUAAAAUGGCGUUUCCUAUUUUACGCAGACAGACUCUUGGUAAUUUCCGCCAUUGUUUUACCUCUACUAAACCUUCCCCAAAUCACCUCCAUCAAUUUUGCAACAAUUACAAACAUCUUGCUUCUCAACAUCAUCAUCAACAACAAUAUAAUGUUAGGUAUUGCUCUAGGUUUUCUAAAUAUUUCAGAAAAUCGGGUAAAGAAUUUGAGAUUCCUGCUCCUCCAUAUUUGUAUAUUUCAUCAGUUUCAACAAAAUCUUCAGUUUUGUCAAGAAUCGGGCUUUUUGGAUGGUAUUUAGGGAUGAUCAAGUCUCGCCCUGUUCUCACCAAGAGUGUUACUUCUUCGUUUAUUUAUAUUGCUGCUGACUUAACUUCCCAGACAAUUGCAUUACCAUCCAGUGAGCCAUAUGACUUGAUUCGAACACUACGCAUGGCUGGAUAUGGUGGGUUGAUUUUAGGACCAACACUUCAUUAUUGGUUUAAUUUUAUGUCAAAGAUCCUUCCAGGAAGAGAUCUGCUCACAACAGUGAAGAAGAUGGCUUUGGGGCAAUCGGUUUAUGGGCCAAUUAUGACUGUUGUUUUCUUUUCAACAAAUGCUGCUCUCCAAGGUGAAGAUGCAGGGGAAAUCAUUGCUAGAUUGAAGCGGGAUUUACUGCCAACAAUGCUAAAUGGUGUGAUGUACUGGCCUAUAUGUGAUUUCAUCACUUUCAAAUUUGUUCCAGUGCACUUGCAGCCGCUGGUGAGCAAUUCAUUUUCGUAUGUAUGGACCGUUUACAUGACAUACAUGGCUAGUCGUGAUAAAGCAAGCGUGGCUUGAUGCAACUUAUUUCCUCGAGCUGGAUGACUUUCAGGAACAAACUCAUCAGCAAAUUGGUUAACGGAUCAAAGCCUGUCCAUUGGCUUCUUGUCCUAAAGCAACUAACUGGAUCAGCUUUCUUGCAUGUUUGGCUGGCCAAAUUUUGGUUAUACGUUAUCAGAAUCUAUUGUAUAGCUUAUUCAGUCUUCUUAUAAUGUGGUAAUUCUUACAUGCGUUUUGACAAUUUUUAAUCACGCUAUAUAUAAAAUCUUGCUUUUUAUUUAUUUUUACAAGAGCUUUGAAUUAUGGUUUGUUUGGUUGGAAGUUUUGCGGAAUUAAAAGAGA
Molecule: messenger RNA, 1323 nt
Organism: Amaranthus tricolor (Joseph's coat)
Lineage: Eukaryota; Viridiplantae; Streptophyta; Magnoliopsida; Caryophyllales; Amaranthaceae
Product: protein sym-1
Exons: 4
Coding region: 190-999 (269 amino acids)
Cellular component (GO): cytoplasm; membrane
Source: RefSeq, a predicted model, not a curated record